AUGGAAGGAGACGACGAAGGCGCGGCGUUCUCGUCUCCUGCCGGAGCUCCGCCCUCCUCAAGACUCGCCUCUGGAAGCUCGCCCGCGUCAAACGAGGUGUCGCCUUUUGGCGCUGGACCUCCCAGUCAACCUGCGUUGUUGUCUUCGACGUCUCCCUCUUGUUGCUCGCCUGUCCUUCCUGCUUUCUCAUGUUCUCCCUCAGUCCCAAUUUCCGUCUCUGGCGUGGAAAACGGCGUGGCGCCCCCGCCCUUGACUGGGACGAACAAGCGGAGCUUAGCAGCCAUGGAACAGGGCACAAGUCAGCCUUUGGACUCUUCUGCGCGCCGAGCGCUGUUGGGGAUGGUCCCUCCGCAAGUGGCUAGGCCAGGCAGGUGUAACGUCGUGACUGAAAAUAUUACUUGA
Molecule: messenger RNA, 402 nt
Organism: Neospora caninum
Lineage: Eukaryota; Apicomplexa; Conoidasida; Eucoccidiorida; Sarcocystidae
Exons: 2
Coding region: 1-402 (133 amino acids)
Source: RefSeq, a predicted model, not a curated record